Messenger RNA from Zingiber officinale, 1885 nucleotides. RefSeq lists its product as uncharacterized. Bases 35 to 1873 code for a protein of 612 amino acids. The transcript is spliced from 4 exons. The record is from RefSeq and is a predicted model, not a curated record. NCBI's taxonomy places the organism in Eukaryota, Viridiplantae, Streptophyta, Magnoliopsida, Zingiberales, Zingiberaceae.
GAAGAGGGCUGAUCCAUCUCCUCCGCCACCUCCCAUGGCGUCGCUGUGCCCCGGCGUCCUCCUUCGCCUCCUCCAAGACAUGGACUGCCCCUCCAGGGACGCCUCCCCUCGCCGUCGCCCACUCCACGCCCCAGCCUCCGUUCUCCAGAUUACCGGCAUUGUCCCCGCCCUCUCUGGCGCCGACCUCCGCCCCGAUCGAGGCUUCUACGUCAAGGUCUCUGACGCUUCCCAUUCCACCUUCGUCUCCCUCUCCUCCGACCUCAACGACCUCAUCCUGGCUGACCGCCUCCAGACCGGCCAGCUCAUCAACGUCCGCCGCCUCGAGCCCGCCUCCCCUGUUCCUGUCCUCCGUGACUUCCGCCUCCUCUCCGGCCGCCAACCCUGCAAUCACGAUACUGUUGACGUUACCUACCCCUCCCCUGCCCCCAAAUCCUCACCUGUCUUCCGCCCCUCCAUUACCACACCCCCUCUCCCCCCGCCCGAGAAGAAGAAGCGGCAUUUGAGGAGUCAUUCCUUCAUCAGCGACCACCACCGGAGCCUCGAAGUUAGCACGACCUCCUCCCCUGCCACUUCUCCCCUCCAGAGAUCGGUGAUGAAAAGGGAGGAGGCCAAACGGAGGGGCUCCAACAGCCUCGACAUGCUCAACAACAUGACCUUCUCGGCCUCUGCCGAUGAGGAAAAUUACGACUCCGACGAUUCGAGACUAUCCUUUUCCUCCUCGUCUUCCUCCUCGCCAUUCACGCCCCAGUCAAGGAAGAACUGGGACUCCGGCUGCAAGGUUGCAGAGCGGAGAAAGUACAUGAAGUCCCAGAGCGCCUGUGUUUCUCCUCAGCAUAGCAGUUUCACCUCAAGAAUCACCGAGAAAACUCACAAUUCCGUUGCAAGUCCUACAAAAAGGAAACACGCUGAUUCAGAUAAAACUAGCUCAGAGACGUCCUCUGUAUCCAGUUAUUUGUGUUCUCCAGAUGACAAUUAUAACACCAAGUGUCAUGAUAAAAUCAAUGUGAUUUGGGCUCUGCUUCCUCCAAAUUUGAUCAGGCAAGGAAAGGAAGUGAUAAGGCAAAGAGACACUGCUCUUCAGGCUGCCAUAGACUCAUUGCUGGAAGCCUCUGCCUCAGAGAGACUAAUUGAAUGCAUGAAUUUCUCCUCGGAUUUUGCUUCUUGCAGCACGUAUGCAGAGCUGCAGGCCAACAAGGACGGCGAUUCGCAACGCGUCGUGAAUAGCUUCUUGGAUUUUCACCAGAAGCUGGCGGAGACGAGAUUGAUCGUGCAGUCCUGCGAUUUCAGUUCCAGUGGUCAUGCUUCAGGUAGAUCAGUCUCGCAGGUUGCGUCGGAGAGGAAGAGCUGCGCCACCUCGUGGAUCAAAGCGGGCAUGAGAUCGGAUCUCUCGAAGCUCCCAACCCAGAAGAACAACGCACAUGAAGAUCUGCAAGUGGCUUCGAGUAACCCCUGCACGUCAAGCUCCAAGCCGAAGAACAACGCAGCAGUGUCUAAGGGGAGCAGCCUCCUGACGGCUUCAAAUGCAUUGCAGUAUGAGUUCAACAGAUGGUUCCUGCGGUAUAUCGACAAGUUUCUCGAUUCAGUAAACGGAUCGAGAUCUGAUUCAUGCGAAUCGGAAGUAGCGUCCCUCCUGUGCCAGCUGAAAAGGGUCGACGAUUGGCUGAACAGCAUCGCCAGCAAAGACUCAACUUGGCCGAGGGACAGGGUGAGAGAGACCCUGUCGACGGAGGACGACGAAGUGGAGGCAUGCCAACGAGUGAGAUGGAAGAUUUACAGCGUUCUUAUGGGGCAUGUUGAGAGCGCAGCGGUUGCGCUGGAGAGCAUGAACGUGCCUGAUGAGGAGAAGGAUGGUGAGCUCAUGCUCACUAGCUAAGACUCCAUUGCA